UGCGGGAAAGGACGGUUUUAGUGCGCGCGCCCUGUCCACGAACCGACGUGUGCGUACAGUACGUGCAACGUAGCAGCAGCAGCAACCAGCUGCCCAGCCCAAACGAAAACCAGAAGCCACACCCGGUACGCCCGGACUGCGGACGAUUCCAUUUCGUGAGCCGAAAACUGCCACGAAAUCAUUGACAGUUGCGUUGCGCUUAGUGGUGGUUUGCCCAGUGUGCCCGGUGUGCCCGUACUCCGAGGCGGCGAAAGCGUGUGUUGUUAGAAAAUGGCUACCAGCAUGGCCAGAGUGUUCAAACUGUUCAGUUUGCUGUGUUUAGUGGUGACAAUCGCGGCCGAAGUUCGCGUAAAGCGCCAAGACGAGGACGUCGAUCCGGAUUCGAUCAAUGUGGAGGAGCUGUGCAAGGACCGGCCGGGCGAUGAAUACUUCCGCCUGAGCACGGACGGUGACUGCCGUGAAGUAGUGAGGUGCGACGAUGCGGGCGAAAACGGCAUCACGCGGCUCGCCUCCGUUCGUUGCCCGACCGGGCUGUACUUUGACGUGCUGCGUCAAACGUGCGAUUGGAAAACGAACGUGAAGUCGUGCGACCUGCUAGGAAAGCCACGUAAAGUGCUGCCGAUCCUGAAGACGGACGAGCCCAUCUGCCCGGAGGGCAAACUGUCCUGCGGCAAUGGUGAAUGUAUCGACAAGGAGCUGUUCUGUAACGGCAAACCUGACUGCAAGGAUGAGUCGGACGAGAAUGCGUGUACCGUCGAACUUGACCCGAACCGUGCCCCGGACUGUGACACGACCCAGUGCGUGCUGCCGGAUUGCUUCUGCUCGGCCGACGGAACGCGUAUCCCCGGUAACAUUGAACCUCAGCAGGUACCGCAGAUGAUCACGAUCACCUUCAACGGUGCGGUCAACGUGGACAACAUCGAUCUGUACGAGGACAUCUUCAACGGACAGCGCCAGAACCCGAACGGUUGCCAGAUCCGCGGUACGUACUUCGUCUCGCACAAGUACACCAACUACUCGGCGGUGCAGGAUCUGCACCGUAAGGGACACGAAAUCUCCGUGUUCUCGCUCACGCACAAGGACGACCCGAACUACUGGACCCAGGGCACGUACGACGAUUGGCUGGCCGAGAUGGCCGGUGCCCGUUUGAUCGUGGAACGGUUCGCUAACAUUACCGAUGGUUCGAUUAUUGGUGUCCGUGCGCCGUACCUGCGUGUCGGCGGUAACAAGCAGUUCGAGAUGAUGGCCGAUCAGUUCUUCGUGUACGAUGCGUCGAUCACCGCUUCCCUUGGCCGUGUACCCAUCUGGCCCUACACGCUGUAUUUCCGCAUGCCGCACAAGUGCAACGGUAACGCACACAACUGCCCGUCCCGCUCGCACCCGGUCUGGGAGAUGGUGAUGAACGAGCUCGAUCGACGUGACGAUCCGACGUUCGACGAAUCGCUGCCCGGUUGCCAUAUGGUGGACUCCUGCUCGAACAUCCAGUCCGGCGAACAGUUCGGUCGUCUGCUGCGUCACAACUUCAACCGCCACUACAAUAGCAACCGUGCGCCGCUCGGUCUCCAUUUCCACGCUUCCUGGCUCAAGUCGAAGAAGGAGUACCGCGAGGAGCUGAUCAAGUUCAUCGAGGAGAUGCUUGGCCGUAACGAUGUGUUCUUCGUCACCAUGCUGCAGGUCAUCCAGUGGAUGCAGAACCCGACCGAGCUGAACGCGCUCCGGGACUUCCAGGAGUGGAAGGAGAAGUGCGACGUCAAGGGACAACCGUACUGCUCGCUGCCCAAUGCCUGCCCGCUGACCACCCGCGAACUGCCCGGUGAGACGCUCCGUCUCUUCACCUGCAUGGAGUGCCCGAACAACUACCCGUGGAUCCUGGAUCCGACCGGUGACGGUUUCUCCAAGAAGUAAGCCCCGAGUGAAGGGGGAGCUGAAGAGGGGCAGAGGUCCUAAAGCAACUAGUUUUCUUCCUUCCCAUUUAGGGGGGAAACCAUUUUCCCACCGGGAACCAACCAAUCUAUUGUAAAUAAUGAUCACUGUCUCAUUGUCGCACGAUUUUUCCUCCUCUAUAUUGUCGGGUGCGUUUUUCACCACUUCUUUUCCCCCCCGUUAAACAAGCAAGGCAACACUAGGAGAAGAACUUUGCCUAGAAGACGAGAGACUUCAAUCGGGACCUACCUGCGGGGUUUGAAACCCUGCCUUUCACGUUUUCUUUCCUACCCAUCUUUCCGUCCUUCAAUACAUCGUGAUAUUUCGUUUGUUCUCGCCACCUCGCGCCAAUAUGGUCGCGUAGGGCGAACAUCGGAGGCGUCUGGAGUUCCGAUCGGGUCGUCGAGCACCGUAUCCUCGGUGUGAUCUAUUAUGUUUUUCUCUAUGUUGGAGAGAGAGAGAGAGAGAUAGGGAGAGAGCAAAAACGGUUAGCAACAUGUUGUACGACGCAGUGUGCUUGUGCAAGGUCCCCGGAGAACCUGCGUAGUAGAGAUCCGGCUAGGAAGGGUCUGCCACAGCAGAGGGCAGGCCCACACAAACAGAAGAGUAAUGAGUAAUUUUACGGUACUGUUUUAUAAUAAAAUAUUGAAAAAACAAACAAAGCUACGUAACUUCUUCGCACGUGUACUGGUGUACGGGCGAGAGCCUGUCCCCAUAUAUAAGUGUGUUGGUGGCGGUAUGCAGAAGCACAAACUAGCACACCCAAACUAGCAAAAAAAAA
Anopheles stephensi (Asian malaria mosquito) is the source of this 2704-nucleotide messenger RNA. It is a transcript of the gene verm, whose product is annotated as chitin deacetylase 1. The record is from RefSeq and is a predicted model, not a curated record. Bases 271 to 1905 code for a protein of 544 amino acids. Gene Ontology annotation, biological process: carbohydrate metabolic process. The transcript has 5 exons. Gene Ontology annotation, cellular component: extracellular region. Lineage: Eukaryota; Metazoa; Arthropoda; Insecta; Diptera; Culicidae. Gene Ontology annotation, molecular function: chitin binding; protein binding.